AUGCCUCCCCCAGGAAUAUUUCUGGCCCCCCGGGCCCCGAACUCAGCUCGCGCUCUUCGGCGCAAGGAAAUGAAGAAGGUCAAGGCAAAGAAGGCCGAGAAGAAGAAGAAGAUGUUCGAGUCUGGGCACGCGUAUGUAGAAGAGAUGAUUGCCGAGGCCGAGCGCCUCGAGAAGGCUGCUGCUGUUGACGAGGAGGAAGCGCGAAGAAAGCGGGCCCGCGCCGCGAAUCUGCGGGCGGCAGCUGACAUGGAUAUGACGCAUUACCGGAGUUCUAGAGGUAGGACAGAUCUAUUGGACGUUGAUGCCAUGUUCUUCGCUGCUCUCGAUGCAACUUGCAUCGUCUGUGGCACGGAGAUUGAUGGGCGGCAUCGCUGGGCAAAGCAUUUCCGGGCAGUUUCCUUGGGAUCUUUUACCCCAAUCCCUCUAACCCAUCCGUCAGUCUACUGUUCCUCGACAGGUGUGAGGGUGACGGUGCCCUUGUGCCCGGCACCUUCUCAUCCUGCAGUCCGUAUCCCAGCCGAUGCGGUGACGGAUGAAUGGGUAUCCGAGAGGAUGCCCGAGCAUGACCAGACUGAUCUGUACGUAUUCCAUGAACCCUGCUGGCGACGGCUGGUCAGCCAUUUCAGUCCCACCGAGUUCGAUGUGGGCUUUGUUUUUGAGGCUCUAGAAUAUUUGCCGCUGCCCUUGCUAUGUGGCCACCAUGAAUCCACACCAACCGGAUUAUUGUUUCCUUACAAGUGGGAGGCAGUGGAUGAAGGACUUGGACACCAGCCUGAUUAUGCCAACCUGGACGACCUCAUGCGAUUUGCCAAAGCACUUCCGAGCCCCUGGCGUCCGGUGAUGUCUUCUGCUCCAUUCGCGGCAGACCUCUUCCAGCGACUGCCGAUAGAAAUAAUUGAAAUGAUUGCUGUUCUAUUGCCCACGCGGGAUGUACUACAUCUCCGCCAGGUUACUACAUCUCCGCCAGUCUUCUGGAAGACACGUUUCGACUUGAACGCGGAGCGCGGGUUUCUUUGGCCAGUCGUGCGAGACAUUAUAAACACAGCGAAGGGCAAUGGAUUUGAUUGGAGGCAUUUGUACCACUGCACUUGCCAUCUCACCUGCAGCCAAUGGUUUCGCUUGGAGCUGAAAUCUUGGGAGGCGCUCCGGUGGCUUCGGGAUACAGCCCUGGCUUUAGCCUCUGGGGCGCCCCGUCCGCUCGACUAUCGCGGUGAUGCCCUACAUUACUACCAUAAUGCCAUGAUUGGCGAUACGCACCUCGAGGUGGUAGACUGCGACUCUCGGGUGCUUCACAUUGCGGUUUCUGCACAUGAUGAUUGCGGCUCACAUUAUGCCCCUGGGUCUGUGUGUAUCACAGGACUGGAAUUCCUUUUCGAGGAUGGGCCAACGGCCAUCUUGGGUUACACUUCGCCCGGAGCAACGAAUAUACCCAGAAAGAAGUGGAGAAAUUCUCAGCGGACGAAAAUGGCCCAUCCUAGAGUCAGAGUUAUGAUGGAUCUGAUCGACUUUAAAGGAAUCAUGGCGACGCAUAACCUAGAUGGGAGAGAGAAGCACGCCGUAAACGGCGGAGGUGUUGUGUGGGGGAGAGGGACUACCCUCAUCAUGCUUAUCAUGGUUUACGCACUUGUUCUCUGGAAGAGGUCUCACAAGUCGUGGCGGUGUUUAACGUAA
Messenger RNA from Aspergillus neoniger CBS 115656, 1671 nucleotides. RefSeq names its product F-box domain protein. NCBI's taxonomy places the organism in Eukaryota, Fungi, Ascomycota, Eurotiomycetes, Eurotiales, Aspergillaceae. Bases 1 to 1671 code for a protein of 556 amino acids. Gene Ontology annotation, molecular function: protein binding. The record is from RefSeq and is a predicted model, not a curated record. The transcript has 8 exons.